UCCCCCUGUGCUAGAGAACAAAAGAAACCAAUGCUUCAGGCUUCAGCCACGAAAUGGAACAGAGAACUCCGGACCAUACAUAAUCGGCCAUGGCUGCAACUACAACCCUCCUGCUUCUCAAGCCAUUCAAAUUUCAAAACCCUAGAUCUAUCUAUUCUCAUCCUGCAAAAUCCACAUGUUCUUCCUCUGUCACAAUCCAAGCACAAUGUGCCAAAGGGAAUCUUCUGAGCCUCAUUGCAGACCAGGACCGUGGCCUUAAGACCCAGAAUAAUUCAGAAAAACGAUCUCAAAUCGUUGAAGCGAUAGAUGCAAUGGCUACCUUGGCUGCUGGUUCAGUCACCACUGGUGAUUCCCUCUCGGCCACGUGGAGGUUGCUUUGGACCACGGAGAAAGAGCAGCUCUUCAUAAUUGAGAAGGCUUACUUGUUUGGCACCCAAGCCGGUGAUGUUUUGCAGGUGAUCGAUGUUCAGAAUAGAUCUUUGAACAAUGUGAUCACAUUUCCUCCCAAUGGGGUUUUCUUUGUUCGAUCCAAUAUCGAGAUUGCGUCGCCACAGAGAGUGAAUUUCAGAUUUACAAGCGCAGUCUUACGUGGGAAGAACUGGGAAAUUCCGUUGCCGCCAUUUGGAAAGGGCUGACGACAGCGUGCAACCAGCAGAGGAGUCAUAGUCAAGCAGCUCGAGACCUUCGUCUAUGGUCUCGAGCGCCGAGAACUCUCUAUCGUACACCGAUGGCAAAACUCCCCUCAGGUUGAGUUCUGCCAAGGGUCCUCUGUUCUCCUAGUGUACGAUAAAUUCAACAAACAUAAUUAUUGUGAGUGGGGUCAAGCUACGUGGCUUGCUAUCGGUGGUCAUGGCAAAUUGGGCUUCAUCACCGGUACUUCUAAGGUACUAGACGAGUUAGACGCAACAGCCCUAUUGAAGUAGGAGACUGAGAACUCACUAGUUGCUUCAUGGUUGGUCACAGUUAUGACUCCAUAAGUUUGACACUCUUUCAUGUUUCUGCCUAUUGCGAGAGACAUUUGGGAAGUUGUUCGAGAAUCAUAGUCGGAUGGUGAACACAGUACUCGAACAUAUGAGCUGAAAACUCGAAGCUACUAGAUUAAACAAGCUGAACAUGAUUUGAUUGAAUAUUGGUUAGAACUAGUUGCAACAUGGCAGGAGAUCGACCUCAACACAGAAGAGGAAUGGUCUUGUGCCCGUGAUGCAGCAAGGUACAAAAAUUGAGUUGAGGAUGAGCAGGUGUUUCAAUUCUUGGCUGGUCUUCAUCACUCAUUUGAUAAUGUUCGAAGCAGAAUCCUAGCUCGCUUACCAUUACCCUCAGCACGAGAUGCAUUUGGAGAAGUCCGUAGAGAGACUUCUUGCUGAAAGGUGAUUCUUACUGACCCUAUUCUUGUAUCUUCCUCUUUUGAACCUUCUGCCUUGGUAAGUAGGAACUCUGAUCAAGGUACAAAAGAGACAAAAGGGAAAAUCUCAUGUGAUCAUUGUAAAAAGACUGGUCACACAAAGGACAAGUGUUGGGAUCUUCACGGGAAACUUGCUGACUGGAAACCAUGCAAGGGUAAGGCACGUGGAUAUCAAGUUACUUCUGAAAAUGCCCCAGACAAAUCUAUUGCUAUCCCUCAAAUGGAUAAAGGCCAAUUAAUUAAGCUCCUGGAGGUGUUAAAUACUCUACAACGACCUGAGCAACCAUCUCAAAACCCACACACUGUUUCUGUGGCUAAGCAAGGUAAUAAUCAUUAUGCAUUAAAUGCCUCCUUCCAUAAAUCCCAGCGGAUUGUUGUCUCCGGGUCCUCAGAUCACAUGAUGGAAAACUCCACAUUAUUCACAUCAUAUUUUCCAUGUAGUGGUGGACGUGAGAAAAUUGAUAUUGCUAAUGGAACAUCUUCCUCUAUUGUUGGAAAGGGAAGCAUUACUAUUUCUGAAUUUUUGCAACUGGAUUCAGUUCUUCAUGUUCUAUACUUAGCUUGUAAUUGGUUAUCCAUAAGCAAGUUGACUAAACAAGCUCGUUGUAGUGCUCAUUUUUUCUCUACUCAUUGU
Prosopis cineraria is the source of this 2036-nucleotide messenger RNA. Its product is annotated as probable plastid-lipid-associated protein 11, chloroplastic. The transcript has 3 exons. The record is from RefSeq and is a predicted model, not a curated record. NCBI's taxonomy places the organism in Eukaryota, Viridiplantae, Streptophyta, Magnoliopsida, Fabales, Fabaceae. The coding region runs from base 90 to 635 and encodes 181 amino acids.